GAUGGAAUGUCACCACUUGCUGUGUAUGCCGCCAUCCUGCUGCUCGCGUUGGCGGCGGGCGGCGCCGAGGCCCAGGACGUGGGCUCAACCAUCACGCAGGCCAUGUUCGAGAGCAUGCUGCCCAACCGCGACCCCUUCUAUACGUACGACGCCUUCAUCACCGCCGCCAAAACCUUCCCGGAUUUCGGCACCACCGGCCAACUUAUGAAGCGCGAGCUCGCAGCCUUCUUCGGCCAGACCUCGCACGAGACCACCGGCGGAGGCUCACAAGGGGGAUACAAGUUCAUAGAGGAGAUAAACAAGAACGAUCCACUCUACUACGGACGGGGACCGAUUCAGUUGACAGGGCAGUCCAACUACAGGGCCGCCGGGGCCGCACUGAACCAGCCCCUGGAGAGCAACCUGGAGAUAGUGGCCAACAACCCGGUGGUCUCCUUCCAGACGGCCCUCUGGUACUGGAUGACGGCGCAGUCGCCCAAGCCGUCCUGCCACGACGUCAUCCUCGGCAACUGGACGCCCACGGACGCCGACAACGCCGCCGGCCGGCUGCCCGGCUACGGCGUCAUCACAAACAUCAUCAACGGCGGGGUCGAGUGCGGCAUGGGCCAGAUGCCAAACGACCCCAACGCGGACCGCAUCGCCUACUACAAGCGCUACUGCGACAUGCUCGACACCACCUACGGCGACAACCUCGAUUGCUACUCCCAGAAGAAUUUCGCUGCCUAGUUUUACUAUUGAGCUUAGCUUACCACAUCGCAGUGUACGCAAUUAAAUUCUAUGUCUUUCCAUUAUGACUAAUAAGUGGCAUACGCCAUCGUG
Messenger RNA from Triticum dicoccoides, 819 nucleotides. Its product is annotated as chitinase 8-like. Lineage: Eukaryota; Viridiplantae; Streptophyta; Magnoliopsida; Poales; Poaceae. The transcript is spliced from 2 exons. The record is from RefSeq and is a predicted model, not a curated record. Bases 7 to 726 code for a protein of 239 amino acids. Gene Ontology annotation, molecular function: chitinase activity. Gene Ontology annotation, biological process: defense response to fungus; chitin catabolic process; carbohydrate metabolic process.